UAUAUCUCACUGGUCACCAUAACAACACCCACCCGUAGCAUGCGCUCCAGCAGGUAUAUCUCACUGGUCACCAUAACAACACCCACCCGUAGCACGCGCUCCAGCAGGUAUAUCUCACUGGUCACCAUAACAACACCCACCCGUAGCACGCGCUCCAGCAGGUAUAUCUCACUGGUCACCAUAACAACACCCACCCGUAGCACACGCUCCAGCAGGUAUAUCUCACUGGUCACCAUAACAACACCCACCCGUAGCACACGCUCCAGCAGGUAUAUCUCACUGGUCACCAUAACAACACCCACCCGUAGCACGCGCUCCAGCAGGUAUAUCUCACUGGUCACCAUAACAACACCCACCCGUAGCACGCGCUCCAGCAGGUAUAUCUCACUGGUCACCAUAACAACACCCACCCGUAGCACACGCUCCAGCAGGUAUAUCUCACUGGUCACCAUAACAACACCCACCCGUAGCACGCGCUCCAGCAGGUAUAUCUCACUGGUCACCAUAACAACACCCACCCGUAGCACGCGCUCCAGCAGGUAUAUCUCACUGGUCACCAUAACAACACCCACCCGUAGCACGCGCUCCAGCAGGUAUAUCUCACUGGUCACCAUAACAACACCCACCCGUAGCACGCGCUCCAGCAGGUAUAUUUCACUGGUCACCAUAACAACACCCACCCGUAGCACACGCUCCAGCAGGUAUAUCUCACUGGUCACCAUAACAACACCCACCCGUAGCACGCGCUCCAGCAGGUAUAUUUCACUGGUCACCAUAACAACACCCACCCGUAGCACACGCUCCAGCAGGUAUAUCUCACUGGUCACCAUAACAACACCCACCCGUAGCACGCGCUCCAGCAGGUAUAUCUCACUGGUCACCAUAACAGCACCCACCCGUAGCACACGCUCCAGCAGGUAUAUCUCACUGGUCACCAUAACAACACCCACCCGUAGCACACGCUCCAGCAGGUAUAUUUCACUGGUCUCCAUAACAACACCCACCCGUAGCACACGCUCCAGCAGGUAUAUCUCACUGCUCAUCCCCACAGCCAAUUCCCCCUUUAGCC
Messenger RNA from Oncorhynchus keta (chum salmon), 1069 nucleotides. RefSeq names its product mucin-3A-like. The record is from RefSeq and is a predicted model, not a curated record. The annotation marks the transcript as partial. NCBI's taxonomy places the organism in Eukaryota, Metazoa, Chordata, Actinopteri, Salmoniformes, Salmonidae. The transcript is spliced from 6 exons.